GCCGUUUCGUUUUUAGCUAGUCUCCCACGCACUCUCUCUCUCUCUCUCUCUCAGACGCUGAAAACCUCCUCACUGUCUCAUCUCUUCCACUACCCACAAACCCACAACCACAGCCGCCACCACCACCACCUCCCAAGCCCCAACCACAGCCACCACCACCACCUCCCAAGCCCCAACGACAGCCACCACGACCACCCAAAAAUCGAGCCUAGUUAGGUCCAAAAACAAAUGGGUCAGGUCUAGCCCGACCCAUUUGUCUUAUCGUUUCUAACCCUAACGGUUCAUGCCCCUAAUCUAGAACCUUCCCUCGUUUUGCUUCUCAUCUGAGCUCUCUUGACAGAAACCCAUGGCUUGAGCGACCUGAUCUCAUCACCUCAAACUGGCACUGCCACCAUAGGAGGCGGCUUGCUCCUCAGCAAAAAGCCUUACCAAGAUUCCCAUUUCUUUUUUCUGUUUAUUGUUAUCAAAACCCUAAUUUCUUGUUUGGUACACUGCAGGACCGAAGGCACCGAUUGACGCUUCGCGAGACAUUCAUCGCUCUGUCUAUCUCUCACUUGCGGCUAGGGAUUUAGAGGAAAUUCAAGAGCUGUUGAGUGAGGUCGAUGGCACUGUAAAGCCUUCACUUUCUCAGAGAUUGCAAAGCCAGUGUCUCUGCAAACAGCAAGUUCUAAAUACCCAUCAACGAUUCCAGUGUCUCUGCUAAAAAGCAUGGAGGCAUCAAGGCUAUACUCGUACAUGAUCCAACGGCCAUCAUCGUUCACCGACUUAGAACUACUCUCAUACCGAUACCUUUUCUUCAACCCAUGAACCCUGAUCGGCAGCGUUGCCGUCUCAGUCUCAAGAGCACUAGUUUUGUCGUCACAAUAAAUCUUGACGCCGGAGUCCUCGCCUUUCCAUGCACCCUUGUCCCCUACCGUCCGAUCAAAACAAGAAAGGAAACGCCGAGAGCAAGAGUGUGCACAACUGAAGGGCCUUGUUGAAGAACUUGAAAGAUCAGAUGUGCAACCAGCUAAACGUGUCACUCGCGGGCCAAACAAGUACUUGGAAAUUUGGGAUCUUCCUGAUGAUCAAGAAAUUGAGUUGCCACUAAAUAGCAUGUAUCAGCCGGUUGAUGAGGGGGCAAGGACUUUCACUGGUUUCUUGGGUACGAUUGCACGGAAACCCCACAUGUGCCCGAUUAAAUACCUUGACUGGAAGGUCAUGCCAGAAGAACUUAAAGAAGAGUGUUGGCGUCUUGUAAAGCGAAAAUACCAAGUCCCUGAUAAUCCUAAGGCAUAUGAGGGUUUGAAGAAAUUUACUUUACAAAAAAUUGGGAAGGCGUGGAGAGAUCAUAAGUGUAGGCUAAAGGCUAAGUAUUAUAUACCGCAUUCAAGAAACAAAGCACGGGUGAAGAGCAACGGACCUAGGAAAUGCAUACCAGAAGAUUGGAAUAUAUUUGUUGAUCAUUGGUAUUCUGAUGAUGCAGUGGACAAAAUGAGGGAAUUGUUGGCUGACCCUGAGAAUCAAUUGCAGUCAUCUGACACAAGUGGUAGUAUUGCAUGGUCAAGAGAUGAUGUGUUUGCCAAAGUGAUGGGUAAGGAGCACAAAGGUCGCAUUCGUGGGGUAGGAUUUGGUCCAACCCCAAGUGGUCAAAGUAGUAAGACUGCUCUCACGGACAGUGAAAUACGAUUAAGUCAAGCAAGGGACGACGAAGUUGCACAAUUGAAGGCUUCCUUGGCUACUAUGGAGGAGAAACUAGCAGGUUUUGACGAAAUGAAGGAAAAAGUUAGUCAAUUCGAAGAAAUGGAGGAAAGAAUGGAGCAAAGAAUGGCUCGCCUGCUUCAACAGAUGCAACAAACUACACAAUGCAAUCAGGAUCUUUCUCCGGUCGAACAAUCUCCACCUCUCCCCAGAUCAUCAGCUGCAUCUCAUCAACCAAGAAGCUUAUAAGUUUUAUCUUGGAGUUCUUGGACUUUUUUGUGUACGAAGAACUAUGGAAGAACAACCGCAUUUUUUGCAAGUGUUGAAAGAUAAUUUUAAACACUUUGAAAUUUUGAUUAUAGUAUUAGAUUAAUUUCAGCGGUUGUUUUAUUCAAAUCACCACAUCUUUUUUUUGUUAAUUUGAAGAUGGUGGUUAUAGAUAAUGCUAUGUAUUUGAUAAUACAUUUCUAUGUUAAUAUUACGUUAGUUUCAAGACA
Messenger RNA from Quercus robur (English oak), 2177 nucleotides. RefSeq lists its product as uncharacterized. The record is from RefSeq and is a predicted model, not a curated record. Lineage: Eukaryota; Viridiplantae; Streptophyta; Magnoliopsida; Fagales; Fagaceae. Bases 1096 to 1929 code for a protein of 277 amino acids. The transcript has 9 exons.